Molecule: messenger RNA, 789 nt
Organism: Dothidotthia symphoricarpi CBS 119687
Lineage: Eukaryota; Fungi; Ascomycota; Dothideomycetes; Pleosporales; Dothidotthiaceae
Product: ribosomal protein L18e
Exons: 5
Coding region: 34-603 (189 amino acids)
Biological process (GO): translation
Cellular component (GO): cytosolic large ribosomal subunit; ribosome
Molecular function (GO): RNA binding; structural constituent of ribosome
Source: RefSeq, a predicted model, not a curated record
CUCCCGACAACACCACACGUCAAAUCAGUCAAGAUGGGAAUUGAUCUCGACCGCCACCAUGUUCGAGACGGGCACCGCAAGGUCCCUAAGUCCACCAACCCCUAUGUCAAGCUGUUGGUGCGUCUGUACAAGUUCCUGGCUCGCCGUACCGAUGCCCCCUUCAACAAGACGGUUCUCCGACGCCUCAUGAUGUCGAAGAUCAACCGCCCUCCCGUCAGCUUGUCGAAGAUCGUCGCGACCGCUGCCAGCAAGCAGUCCGCCAAGGCCCACGAGGGCAAGACCAUCGUCAUUGUCGGCCCCGUCACCGACGACGUCCGUCUCCUCGAGUUCCCCAAGCUCUCCAUCGCCGCGAUGCGCUUCACUGCGUCUGCCCGCGCCCGCAUUGAGGCCGCUGGCGGUGAGGCCCUCACCAUCGAUGAGGUCGCCACUCGUUCCCCCACCGGAGCCAACACUCUCCUCCUCCGUGGACCCAAGAACUCCCGCGAGUCCGUCAAGCACUUCGGCUUCGGUCCCCACUCCCACAAGAAGCCCUACGUCGAGAGCAAGGGCCGCAAGUUCGAGCGCGCUCGUGGACGCAGAAGGUCCCGUGGUUUCAAGGUCUAAGCGAUUGCUUGAGGUGGAGCGAUUUCUUUGGGUUGUCGGCGUGGUCAUGGUCAUGGGAAUUAACUUACGAGGCGUGCUUCAUGACUGACAUGUGCUCUUGACGGGCGCACAAAAAGAUACUCAAUGUCCAUUUAGGCAAUGGAAACAUACCAAUGAGCUCUUCCGAGCUCAUGAGGUCAACUCAUG